Messenger RNA from Penicillium diatomitis, 1548 nucleotides. RefSeq names its product RXT2 domain-containing protein. Lineage: Eukaryota; Fungi; Ascomycota; Eurotiomycetes; Eurotiales; Aspergillaceae. The coding region runs from base 1 to 1548 and encodes 515 amino acids. The record is from RefSeq and is a predicted model, not a curated record. Gene Ontology annotation, biological process: negative regulation of rDNA heterochromatin formation; negative regulation of silent mating-type cassette heterochromatin formation. Gene Ontology annotation, cellular component: cytosol; Rpd3L complex. The transcript has 4 exons.
AUGGCGACCCAAGCAGCGCUGAUUGCCGACACGAUCGUGGGUAUGAAGCGUGCUCUUCGCAGAGAACGCGAUGACUCUGGACCAGACGAUGCGAUUACGCAGCCAACCAAUCGAGGCAACAAGAUGCGGGCAAACGCAAAGUAUGUUCGCGAAGGAGCGCUAGGAUAUGUUAAUGCUGAAGAUCUCUAUAAGGAGAGCAAAAUCAGACUGACGGGUAUGGCCAUUUGUGUUGGGCAGAAAAUUGAGCAUGCUGGCUAUACGCGCCAUAUUUUGCGCCGGAAUCCCAUUCGCUAUGAUUCCGAGGGAGAGGAGCUUGAUGAGGAGGACGAAGAUUCCGAGGCCGACGCUGCGGCCGCAGAGGAUAAUCCAUUUUCGGGAAUUGCGUUAGAAACGCUGCUAUGCCCAUUGAAACACCCGUCCGAACUACCGGUUCACCCCUCACUAUCCCAUGCAUAUACGUCACGCGCGCUUGAACAAAUGACAGAUGCUGUGGAAGAGAAAUUGAGGCAAGAGAAGGCGCUCUUGUGGCGAGCAAGAAAUCUACAUCGAAGAUUCCUCGGAGAUGGGACGUGGAUGCCCUGUGGCGUAGUGGAGACGGCCGACGAUCGUCAUAUCUUCGAAGCGCAGCUGAGAGAUGAUCAUCGCAUUGUGCCCGUCAACGAAUACAGUCAGGAUAGCCUUGCGUCUCGAGAGGCUAGUCCAGCAGCGAACGGGCAGCCCUCACAACAGGCGGACGCGGGCAACUUUCAAGGCGAGACAGGUGACGUGGAGAUGGGAGAAGACUCGGCGACGACCGGCGGGCCAGCAGCGAAUACCAGUAACUCCCAAGAGCCCGUCACACAAUUUAAAUCAGAAGAAAUCGACGAGGGGGUGAAAGACCUACCACAGCACCCAACCGAGGAAACAGGACCCCACGAGAAUGCAUCGUUUGACCGAAACGGCGUCGCCGCGACCCAGCAACCGGCAAUGCCAAGCAACGGCGCCACAACCAACGGAGACUCGCACACACACGCAGAGCACGACGGGGACACGAACGAAGAAGAUGCAGAAAUGCACGAUGGAUCUUCACCAGAGCCCCCACGACGAAUGACCACUCGAGCACAAGCAAACGCAAACAACCCUUCCGAUGACGCGCACUCAUCGGCGCUAUCACAUGAUCUAGACCAUCUUCAGAACGCGCCUCACCCUCUCUUCAUGAUCCCAGAGACCGUCCGCCCCGACGCAAAUUUCGGCCUUCCUGCCAACGAGGCGGAAGAAACGCGGCGCUUACUAUGGUCAUACAUCCAAAAGCAGGAAGAAACGGUGCGCGGCUUCGAGCACAUGCUGGAAUGCCUCCUUCGAGCCGCACACAUGAAAGCCAACGUCAUGGAAUGGUGCAAGGCAGAAGGCCACGUUGGCGAGAUGAGCGACGGGGAGGACUGGUACGAUCGUGAAAAAUGGGGACUUGCCGAGGGCGAGGAUCUCAAAAAGGGCACGGACGAGGAUGAAGUCGAGACAGUUGACGAGAGUCGGACAACGGCAAAGAGAGGCCGCGGACGACGGCAAUAG